Histoplasma capsulatum G186AR is the source of this 1428-nucleotide messenger RNA. RefSeq lists its product as uncharacterized. The record is from RefSeq and is a predicted model, not a curated record. The transcript has a single exon. Lineage: Eukaryota; Fungi; Ascomycota; Eurotiomycetes; Onygenales; Ajellomycetaceae. Bases 1 to 1428 code for a protein of 475 amino acids.
AUGACUCGCCUUGAUAGAUACCUUGAUAGAUACCGCCUCACAUCUAUUUACGUCCUAAUCUUGUUCUUCGCCGCUUUCGUUCUCUCAGAGCCUGUUCAGUAUUGUCGAUUCGGCCACAGGGAAAAUGGACCAUCUGAAGUUGACUUUUGCAUGGGCGUUACGAUGCACUACAACGUAUCUUCGAACCAUCACGAUAUGUACCUAACGAUGGAAAUCCCUCGAGAGUCCGCUCUUGGAUGGACUGCCAUCGGUACCGGAUCAUCCAUGAAAGGAUCGUUGAUGGUGAUAGUCUACGGGAACCCUUCCGACCAGCAUGACCCCAUUGUUAGUAUCCGUACUGUCGACGGCCACUCGCAGCCCAAGUUGGUCUCACAGGACCAGAUGGGCGGAACGGAUCUUCGAGUGCUUCAAGCAUCGUGGGUGCAGGGUACUCGUGGAAUGACGGUUGCGAAAAUAGCCCUUGUGUGUCUAUCAUGCGAAAAGUGGCCUGGUGCUCCGAUCUCCGCGCAAGCACCAUCCCAGCCGUGGAUAUGGGCGUGGAAUGAUAACCAAGAUUUCCAAGUAUUCUCCUACGAUGCCCAUUUACGUAUGCAUAAGCACCAUGCUAAAAAUGGUGGUUGGGGUGUUUUCUAUGUGGAUAUGGCUCGAUCGGUUAGCACUGUCGAAUCGGCUCCGUCAUUGCCCCCGAUCAGAACUGGGAUUUCAAGAUUGGGGACAUCUGACAGCCCUACAAGCGCUGGUGGUUUGGUAUCGUCGAUAAGAGAGAACGUGAUGCAAUCCAUACACGGCUUUGUGAUGUUCAUUGCAUUUUUCAUCUUGUUCCCACUUGGUACAAUCGCAAUGCGAUCCGGGUCCUCGAAGUCAUUCAAAUAUCACUGGUCCAUUCAACUGGUAGCCGCCCUGUUUGCUUGGUCCGGUGCAAUUAUUGGCCUUUUGAUGGACCAUAACAUAAACACCCUCCACCAAUGGAUUGGUGUGUUUUUAGGGGCAUACCUCUUCAUUCAGGGCUUGUUAGGCUGGCAACAUCAUCGGGUCUUCGUUCGCAUUCGCCGCCGGCACUGGGUCUCCUACUCACAUAUAUGGUUUGGACGACUCACUCUAGUCCUUGGCUGGACCAACAUUAUUACCGGCAUGUUGCUGUCCGGAACCAGCACUACUUGGAUCGCUUCUAUGGCAGGGCUGAUUGCCGUAAAUGCUUUAGUUCUAUCGUUCUGGAUCUGGAAAGCCUCUAGGCGUCAGUUGCGUACCAAGGUGUCUCCAGCCGAUGAGGCUGCUUCCCAAUCGUUGUGGCCUGAUCCAAAGCAAGGAGAAUAUUUUGCCCUAGGAACAAUAGAUGAGGAUGACGGCACGGAUUCGGAGGGGGAGAGGGAGAAUAAGAAGAAUAACCGUGCGCCCUACGACCCAGUGCGUGAGAGUUCUGGGCAAUGA